Gallus gallus (chicken) is the source of this 744-nucleotide messenger RNA. It is a transcript of the gene ARPC3, whose product is annotated as actin related protein 2/3 complex subunit 3. The transcript has 7 exons. Gene Ontology annotation, cellular component: cytoskeleton; Arp2/3 protein complex. Gene Ontology annotation, molecular function: actin filament binding. Bases 61 to 597 code for a protein of 178 amino acids. Gene Ontology annotation, biological process: Arp2/3 complex-mediated actin nucleation; regulation of actin filament polymerization. NCBI's taxonomy places the organism in Eukaryota, Metazoa, Chordata, Aves, Galliformes, Phasianidae. The record is from RefSeq and is marked validated.
AAGGUUUGCUACGAGAUCAGCGCCGCUGCCCUCGCACCGAGCUGCGCCCUGCCCGUCGCCAUGCCGGCUUACCAUUCAACUUUAAUGGACUCAGAUACCAAGCUAGUGGGUAACAUGGCACUGUUACCCAUCAGAAGCCAGUUCAAAGGCCCAGCACCUCGAGAAACUAAAGAUACAGAUAUUAUAGAUGAAGCCAUCUACUACUUCAAAGCUAAUGUUUUCUUCAAAAAUUAUGAAAUUAAGAAUGAGGCUGACAGAACACUGAUCUACAUAACUCUCUACAUUUCUGAGUGCUUGAAAAAACUGCAAAAGUGUAACUCCAAAGGCCAAGGAGAGAAAGAGAUGUACACACUAGGAAUCACUAAUUUCCCAAUCCCUGGGGAGCCUGGUUUUCCCCUUAAUGCCAUUUAUGCCAAACCUACCAACAAGCAGGAGGAAGAGGUGAUGAGAGCAUACUUGCAGCAGCUCAGGCAAGAAACUGGUCUUCGACUUUGUGAAAAAGUAUUUGAUCCUCAGAGUGACAAGCCUAGUAAGUGGUGGAUCUGCUUUGUGAAGAGACAGUUCAUGAACAAGAGCCUGUCUGGACCUGGGCAGUGAACAGGCAGAGCAGCAAUAUGAAGCAUUUCCACAGCAAGGUGUACGAAAUAUUUUGCCUUUCUUUUGGAUAUAUUUUGUACCAAGAAAAAAAACGUGUUUAUGAAGAAAAAAAGUCAAUGAGGGGAACAGGGAUGUAAAGUAAAAAGA